This is a messenger RNA of Prunus armeniaca (apricot), 306 nucleotides long. The record is from the annotation of a GenBank genome assembly. NCBI's taxonomy places the organism in Eukaryota, Viridiplantae, Streptophyta, Magnoliopsida, Rosales, Rosaceae.
AUGCACAAGAAAGAUGUCGAGAAGCUUGUAAACAACCGACUUCGUAACUUAAAGUUUGGUGGAAAUUUUGAAAAUGCUCUACGCAAGGAGGUGGACCAAGCAAACUCUAUGCCUUUCACUACUGAAAUCAAGCAGGCUGCUCCCCUAAAGAGAUUCUCAACGCCUUCAUUCACGCAUUUCAAAGGGGAUUCUGAUCCCGAGAGCCAUCUAAAGCACUUCAAAAGUGUCAUGAUGCUCUACAAGACCAACGAUGUGCUAAUGAGCAAGGUGUUUGCAAUGACCUUACUAGGAGUAGCCCAAGACUAG